Molecule: messenger RNA, 1840 nt
Organism: Heteronotia binoei (common prickly gecko)
Lineage: Eukaryota; Metazoa; Chordata; Lepidosauria; Squamata; Gekkonidae
Gene: EXOG
Product: exo/endonuclease G
Exons: 6
Coding region: 101-1210 (369 amino acids)
Biological process (GO): apoptotic DNA fragmentation
Cellular component (GO): mitochondrial inner membrane; nucleus
Molecular function (GO): 5'-3' exonuclease activity; single-stranded DNA endonuclease activity; nucleic acid binding
Source: RefSeq, a predicted model, not a curated record
UGGGCGGGACCCCUUUUCGCGCGCUUUUCCCCCCGGCAGGAGCUGAGGGGAAGGGAAGGGAAGGGAAAGGAGGCGGCGCUUCCCUGCCCUCCGUCGGGCAAUGGCGCAGGCGCUGCGUUCCCGGCUCGUUCGGAGCCGCCGCUUCUGGGGAGGUUUUGUGUGCGGGGCAGCCUUGGGCGCCGUCGCCGCCUCGGGCUUGGCCGCCUUGCAGCGCCCGCGAGACCGCCUCUCCCCGACUCCCGGCGGCGGCGAGCCCUUGAGGGAGGAACCAGCGACUGAGUCCGUGCUAGGAAAGUAUGGAUUUCCUGUAGAUGGAACGCAGACCAGAUACUACACCAAUCAUGUGCUGUCUUACGACCAAGCAAAACGGAUACCGAGGUGGGUGAUUGAACAUAUCUCCAAACACAAGACCGUGGGCAAUGCAGACAGAAAACAUUGUAAGUUCAGACCGGAUCCUAGCAUCCCUCCGCUCUUCAGUGCCAUGAAUGAAGACUACAUUGGGAGUGGCUGGUCACGAGGCCAUAUGGCACCAGCAGGAGACAACAAAUACUCUCCGAAAGCCAUGGCAGAAACGUUUUAUCUCUCCAACAUCGUACCUCAGAACUAUGAGAAUAAUGCUGGAUUCUGGAACAGAAUGGAAAUGUAUUGCCGUGAACUUACUGAGAGAUUUGAAGAUGUGUGGAUUGUUUCGGGACCUUUAACGUUACCUCAGAUCGAUGACAAUGGGAAGAGAAGAGUCACUUAUCAGGUAAUUGGAAAAGACGAUGUGGCUGUUCCUUCGCAUCUGUACAAAGUGAUCCUCGCCAGGCAAAGCGCGACGUUGCCCGACCUGCUGGCGCUGGGGGCCUUCGUCGUGCCCAACAAUCCUAUCGGCUUUGAUCAUCAGCUGCUGGAAUUCCAAGUCAGCGUCGAAGAGCUGGAGAAGAUGUCGGGCCUCGUUUUCUUCCCGCGGUUGAAUAAAGACAAAGACGUCCGGAAUAUCUGCGAGAUCGACACGUGCAGACUGAUGAGCCUGGAGGAAUUCACUUUGUACAUCGCCACGCGGAAACUGCAGAGCGCCAGGACGCUCGAGAGGUUGGGGAAGAUCAUGUCAGAGUUACAGGAGAAAGGAAUCAAGCCCGAUGAAUAUCUCUUGAAGGUUUACAAGAAGAAAGAGGAGGAAUUAGCAAUUCAGAAGACGACGGAAGCUAGAGAAGGAAGAGCUGGCUAAGAUCUUCUUUUGAAAACAGGUUUGACUCUGCCACUGUUCAGGUUUGAAAGAACUCCUGAAGCUGAAGUUUGGUUCUCUGGUGUGGGAAUUGUAAUAUGCCCCUGGGUACAGGAUGAAGUAUACCAUAUGUUGACUCACCUGUGCCUUUUUUGAAAUCAGUUUAUUUAAAAUUACUUCUGAGGACACUGUAAACAUUGAAGAUGGUUAUCUUGGGGAGGUGCAAGUGGAACUGGUCUUACGGAACUUAUCUUUUCUCAACGUGAUGCUUUAAAAAUAUACCGUUUUCGCACACAGCUUACCUCGCAGUCACAAUCCUGUUCCCUCCGCAGCGUCUGUCGGAUUUCCCACCAUCUGCGCCGGAGUUACAGGAAGUGCCGCGGCUUUUGUGUCGCAAACGUAAACUGGGUUUUAGCGGUUUACGUUUACUAUGCAAAAGCUGCGGCACUUCCUGUAACUUCGGCGCAGAUGGUGGGAAAUCUGACCAGACGCUGCGGAGGGAACAGGAUUGUGACUGCGAGGUAAACUGUGUGCGAAAACGGUCAUAGUGUUUCUUAUUUUGUUUUCGACUCUGAAGUUUUUCCCUCUCCUGAUGUUAUUUUUUGACUAAAUAAAGGAAAGCAAUUUCUGUAA